Messenger RNA from Capsicum annuum, 4457 nucleotides. Its product is annotated as ATP-dependent DNA helicase Q-like 5. Gene Ontology annotation, cellular component: chromosome; cytoplasm; nucleus. The coding region runs from base 716 to 3475 and encodes 919 amino acids. The record is from RefSeq and is a predicted model, not a curated record. Gene Ontology annotation, molecular function: ATP binding; 3'-5' DNA helicase activity; four-way junction helicase activity. The transcript has a single exon. Gene Ontology annotation, biological process: double-strand break repair via homologous recombination. NCBI's taxonomy places the organism in Eukaryota, Viridiplantae, Streptophyta, Magnoliopsida, Solanales, Solanaceae.
AAACAAACUCUCUACCUUUGAGGUAGGGUGAGGUACGCAUGUUCUACCCUACACAGACCGCACUUUGUGGGAUUAAACUGGAUAUGUUAUUGUUGCUGAUAGUAUAGCUGUCAAACUAAUCAUUCAGAGUUGGAGGUCACACUGAUAAUCGACAGUGUUAGAGGUUAUGGCAUUGAAGGGCACAUGUGCAUAUUUAAUAUUCGUCAUGUUCACUCUCUAACGAUGUUGUUCGAGUCAACCUGUGUACAAAUUAGGCCCAAAUUUGAGUUGUUGGAUACUCGCACUUGCCCAAAUUUCAUGACCAAACAGUGGUAUUAAGAAUUCGAGUUUGAAUACUAGUGAAAGUUUUUGUAAAUAAUAUGUUCACAAAUUUGAAGUACAAAAUGCCUUGUACUAGAAAUGAAAAAAGUAUUCAUAUGUGCCCUACACAUCAAAGAGAUCCAGAUCACAUGUCACAUGUGCGUGUUGCUCAGUUGGAGAGUUGCCUCCAAACGUAGACGUGAGACGUUCAUCCUAAUGGUAGUGAUUCGAAUCUCACUAUAUUCCCCUCCCCAAAUCCCUUCCCUCCACUAAUAAAUAAAUAAUUUUUUUAAGAAAAUUUAAAUCGAGUCAAAUUCGUAAUUAACCUUUAUCAAUCUUCUUGACGGGAAUAUUUUGGUAGAGGCAAGAGAGAGAGAGAGCAAAAGUCCCAGUCUUCAACUCCGACCAAACUCCCAUGGAUUCCGAUGGCUCUCACAUUUCAUCAACUCCCUCACAUUCCCCAUCGAGCCGCCGUGCUCUUCUUUCUACCGCAAAAUCAACAACUCAACCCAAAAACACCUCUGUUUUUUCCCGCCCAAUUAUAAGACCAAAAAAAACCUCAUCCAAAAAACCCUACACCGUUUCCCCUUCUGAAAGCUCGUGUUCUUCGAAAUUAUCUUCCUUGGAAACCCCCAAAUUCUCCGAUUUACCAUUCCAAAUCCACCGUUCGGCAAACGCCGUUUUGUCCCAUGACAACAGUUCCGGUGAAGUUCUUCCAGCAGGUGCCUUGUGCUUACAGAAAUUUGCUUCUUUUUCGAAAGCCGGCAAAACCAUUCUCAAUUUUGAGCCCGUUGAAGCUGAUUCUAUUGACCCCCGGUUGACCCAAGAGAAUGAAAAGGAAGCAGUUGAGUCGGGUUGUCGGACGAAAGCUGUGAAGAAGUAUCCUAAUUUAGUAGGGAGCAGCAAUGCUUCGUCGUCGUUGCCAGUAAAGAAGGUUAAAUGUGCUAAUGAGGGUAACUUUGUAAGGCUGAAUAUAAAUGGUUAUGGUAAAAAGUUUGCAUCCAAAUACAAAAGAAGGAAUGCUAAUUCAUCAACUGGUAAAAAGUUCUUUAGGAGAUGGAAAAAGAAAGUUGGGGUUGUAGGUGAGGAAGGGGAAAAUGGCUUGUGUGAUGAAGAAGGUUUGGUUGUGGAAGUUAAGGGAAGAGGAGAAAGAUUGGAUUUUGAUGAAGAGUUGAUUGAAGAAGCUGUGAUGAGAGUUAGAAAUGAGGCGUCAGAUGAGAAUUUGUUGAGGUUGUUAAAGCUGAUUUAUGGGUAUGAUUCAUUUAGAGAUGGGCAGUUGGAGACUAUCAAGAUGGUGCUUUCAGGGAAAUCUACAAUGUUGGUUUUGCCAACGGGUGCCGGGAAGUCACUGUGUUAUCAGCUGCCUUCAAUGGUUUUGCAGGGAGUUACAGUUGUUAUUAGCCCCUUGGUUUCCUUGAUGAUUGAUCAGCUAAAGCAGUUGCCUGCUGCAGUUGAGGGUGCUCUUUUGAGUAGCAAUCAGACACCUGAGGAGGUCUUGGAAACGUUUAGGUUACUUGAAGAAGGAUCCAUAAAGGUCCUUUUUGUUUCACCAGAGAGGUUUCUCAAUUCAGAAUUCUUAUCCAUUUUUCGUAACUCUCAAAUCUCACUUGUGGUUAUUGAUGAAGCCCACUGUGUUUCUGAAUGGUCACACAAUUUUCGGCCUUCAUAUAUGCGGCUUAAAGCAUCGUUGUUGCGUGAUAAACUGAAGGCGCAAUGUAUACUUGCAAUGACAGCAACAGCAACUACUAAAGCAUUGUAUCAUGUGAUGCACGCAUUGGAUAUCCCAUCAACUAAUCUUAUUCAAGUAGUGAAACCAAGGGAUAACUUACAGUUAUCAGUAUCUUCGAGUGAAAACAGGAUGAAAGAUCUGAUGACCUUGCUGAAGUCUUCCCCCUUUUUAGAGGCUAAAAGCAUCAUCAUUUACUGCAAAUUUCAGUCGGAAACUGAUUUCAUUUGCAAAUAUCUAUGCGACAAUAAUAUCUCGGCAAAGAGUUAUCACAGUGGAAUUUUUGCAAAAGAUCGGAGCCGUACGCAGGAACUAUUUUGUGCGAACAAGAUAAGAGUGGUUGUUGCAACUGUGGCUUUUGGCAUGGGACUCAAUAAGAAGGAUAUUGAAGCCGUGAUACAUUACAGCUUACCAGAAAGCUUGGAAGAGUAUGUCCAGGAGAUUGGUCGUGCUGGACGUGAUGGUAGAGUCGCUUAUUGCCAUCUCUUUUUCGAUGAUGUUUCUUAUUUUAAGAUUCGCAGUCUUAUGUACAGUGAUGGUGUCGAUGAGUAUGUGGUGAACAAACUGCUGUGUCAAAUUUUCAGUGGCAGCACAAUCUCAACUGGGAAAAUUUGUUCACUAGUUAAAGAGUCUGCUUGUCGUAAAUUUGAUAUGAAAGAAGAGGUAAUACUAACAAUCUUAACACAGUUGGAGCUAGGCGAGGUCCAAUACUUGCACUUGCUCCCACAGACCAGUGUAACAUGCACUUUGAACUUCCACCAGACUUCUCCUGCAAUGCUAUCUACGAAAGAUGCUGUAGUUGCUGCUAUUCUGAAGAACUCUGAGAUCAAAGAUGGGCAGUAUAUAUUUGACAUACCAAGUGUAGCUAACAGCACUGGACUGCAAAUUGUUGACUUGUCAAACCAUUUGCAAACUCUGAAGAUUAAGGGGGAAGUCACAUAUGAGCUGAAGGAUCAAGCUUAUUGUUUUGUUAUCACAGACGCCCCGAAGGAUAUCUGUUCUUUAGCUACAUGGCUUACAAAGUGGUUAUCUGAAGUUGAGAGUUGUAAGGUAAGGAAGAUGGACACGAUGUAUGAUGCUGCAGUAUUUGCAGCAGAAGCAUGUGACAAAGUGCAUGGUUGCCGUGGCCAUCAACACACACCAUGCUUGCAAAGGAAGAUUGCAGAGUAUUUUGUAAAUGGUACUGAGGUUGAUGUUCCAAAGAGGAUUGGUGGAAGCAGCCCAUUUUUGACAGCUGAUAUAAAGGUAUUUCUGCAGUGCUAUUCACAUGCCAAAUUUACUCCCAGAGCCAUUGCAAGGAUAUUGCACGGCAUUGCAAGCCCAGCAUUUCCGUAUGCUAUUUGGUCGAGAACACACUUCUGGGGAAGGUACAUGCAAACAGACUUCAAAGCAAUAACCGAAGCAGCAAUGACAGAACUCAUGAAUCUUGUAGGGAGGGAUGCUCUUUAAUGAGGUCAUUCCAUGUUAUGACACAUUGAGAUUUAACUUCUUUUUUUUUCUGGUAACUAACAAUUGUUUUAUUAAUCACCAAGUGCAAUCAUACACAACCAUAGUCAGCUAGACACAUCUGACUAUCUAAAGUAAAGCUAGAAACCUACUCCUUGUCUGGUCUACUAGUUUCCUAUGUAGUCUCCAGUACUAGCUAGAACACUAACGUCAACCAGAUUUUUCACCCUAUGAGAUGAUCUACUACAGGUCAUAUAAACUACCGCCCUUGCUAUGCUGCCCCAAUCUCUGGCUUUCUUUUCAUACAUCCGUUGGUUUCUUUCCAUCCAUAUAGCAUACAAAUACUCCGCGUAGUUUGUUCUGAACAGGUGAGCUUGUGCUGUUCGACCUUUAGAUUGCUGAAGAAUCCACCCCAAGUUCUGAUCCCAAGUAGCAGCACCUGAUUGUUGUAUCUGCAUCCACACAAGAAGUCUAGUCCAUAUCAGGGCUGAAAAUUCACAACUUAGAAAUAAAUGAUCGCUUGUCUCGGGAUAUUUGUGACAAAGCACACAUUCCAAAUGAACCGGCAUUCCCCAUUUAGCCAACCUAUCAGUAGUUAGUAACUUCCCCUGUAACUGUAGCCAUCAGCUAUCUAAGAUAUGCUGUUAUGGUUCCCUCGUCUCCUUGGAUUGAGCAUGAAAGCUACAUCCUCUUUCUUUCUUUCUUUUCCUUCCAGUGCUUGCAUGAGUAGGAAUCUCUCAAGGCAACAUUUUUCUUCUAGCACUUUUAGGUGAUUCACAACGUUGAGAAAUUCUAAUCCAAACUUUCCAAAGGUAACUAUUUGAAGAAUACAAAAGCUGUUAUCAAAAAUAUCCUGCAAUUGAUGCAAGUUCCAUUUCACAAUUGGAAAACUGCUGUGAAAGAGCUAAGGAGUAAGGUCUUCGUUUCCAGUAGAACAGAUCCAUUAUUGGCCAUCUAACCUCAUCUCUUUCACAAGUAAAUGAUA